AUGGCCCCCUCCACAAUCCUCCCCGCCCCCAACCUCCCGCCCAUCACCGCAACCCCCCUCACCCCCGCCGCCUUCCGCCCCUUUGGCAGCGUGAUCCAACGCCCUCCCACCACCACCCCUUCCUCCUCCUCAGUAACCGUCAACCAAGGCACCGCCCAAAAGCACCCCAAAGUCUCCCUCAUCACCACCACCCCGCCCCCCAGCGGCGCCCCCGCCCUCCUCAACAUCAACAUCUUCGUCUGCGCCCCACGCACCCUCACCGGCCCCGCACGCAACACCUUCGCCUGCACGAUCCUCGAGCGGCACCCCUACACCUCGCAGUCCUUCAUCCCGCUCGCGCUGCCGGCGUCGGCCGAGAAUGCCACGGCGUCGCGGUACCUGGUGAUUGUUGCACCGACGCUGCGCGGUGUCGACGGGUGUCCGCCGGAUCUGAAGGGUCUGAGGGCGUUUGUGUUUUGCGGUGGUGGUGGCGGAGAAUGGGGUUGA
Molecule: messenger RNA, 486 nt
Organism: Morchella importuna
Lineage: Eukaryota; Fungi; Ascomycota; Pezizomycetes; Pezizales; Morchellaceae
Exons: 2
Coding region: 1-486 (161 amino acids)
Biological process (GO): allantoin catabolic process
Molecular function (GO): ureidoglycolate lyase activity; ureidoglycolate hydrolase activity
Source: RefSeq, a predicted model, not a curated record